Messenger RNA from Spirodela intermedia, 1493 nucleotides. The record is from the annotation of a GenBank genome assembly. NCBI's taxonomy places the organism in Eukaryota, Viridiplantae, Streptophyta, Magnoliopsida, Alismatales, Araceae.
AUGGAGGAGAAGAGGGUGGUGGUGAGGGCGAAGAAUUUUCUGCCGAUGAUGCUGCUUGUGGCGGUGGCCUCGUCCGCCAUUCCUUCUUCCUCGUCGCUGCGGGAUCCGUUCCUGGGUCUCCCCAUCGGAGGUAACGAGAAAGUGUAUACUUUUUUGUAUUAAUAUUAUUGAACUUUUAGACUAAUGAGACCGUUUCUCGCUCUUAUUUUCUUUCUAAAUAAAGAAUAUUAUUUUUCUAUAUAUAUUUUGUGCUAAAAUACUUUCCAUCUGGGCUGAUGAGACGACCCCCCUUUUUUCUCCUAUUUUCUUUCCGAGUUUAGUGCAUAGAAACAGAGGCCUCUUCGUCUCAUUUACCUCCUAAAAGGGGUUUUAUACGUAUCAAAGAGAUGUCAAAAAGAAUGGUUUGGCUGCCAACUAGGCACCCACGAUGGCAUGCCACAGCGGCGAAUCUGAUUCCUCUUGCUGACCAGGCAGAAGUCACCCUCUAUGGGGACUGACGUCCUUGAUCUCUCGUCGAAGCAGUCACUCCUCAUACUUGAGUGACUCCUCUGGUAAGGUGAUAUAUUCUGAAAAAAAAGAAAAGGAAAGAAAUCUUGUUUCUCAUUGCAAAAAAGUCAAACUUUUCUUAUUAAACCAUCGGUCUUAAAUGAGACGGCCAACUCGGCGCCCGUCAUGGAAUGCCACGUAAAAGCAAAUCGCAUGGCUUUCAAUGACGUGGCAAGACUGAGUCAGUCACCCUUGCAUGGCCAACCUCUUCAAUCUGAUGUCCCAAUGAUGACAAGCUCUGCACGCAUUCAUAUAGAGUCUAUUUUCAAUAAAGGGUAAUAAAAUCCAAAAAAAAAAAACCCGUUCUAGGUUCAUUUAUUAGAUGAUAAAUCUUGUAGCAUGUAUGACCUACAAAAAAAAAGAGGUCAAAUUGUAUGGAAACUUGAGGGGUUUAUUUAUUUAUUUAUUUAUUUAUGAGUUGCACUGCCAAUUAGACACCUAUUUUACAUGUGGCAUGCCACGUAGGCAAAAUAUCAUAUAUUUCGGUGACAUGGCAGGAAUAUGUCAGUCACUCUUUGGAUGGCCAGCCUCUUCAUCUCAUGUCUCAUUACUGACCCAUGAUAAAAUAUGGCUUCUAAAACCCUUUGCAUUUUGAGUCUCCUUCUAAAGAGAUGACAAAUCCCAAUAAAAUAAAAUAAAAUAAAAACCUACUGGGUCUACUACCUUCAGAUGAUGACUCAUUUAUGUGCAUGUGGUGAUGGUCAACCGUAGACGGCGACGAUGCGCUGGGCAGCGGCAUGAAUUGCUGCAACGAGUGCGUCUGCGUUGACCCGUGGUGCGUCUGCUCGGACCGCUCCCGUUUCGGCUGCUUCAAGGGCUGCGGCUUCUGCCAGUGCUACGACAAGCCGGAGAGGACCUGCUACUGCGUUGACGUCCUCAAGAAGUGUCCCCCGCCCUGCAUCCUCACGCCCGAUGGCCCCUCACCCCCGCCGGUGGGUGGCUGGUAG